Cylicocyclus nassatus is the source of this 1133-nucleotide messenger RNA. The record is from the annotation of a GenBank genome assembly. NCBI's taxonomy places the organism in Eukaryota, Metazoa, Nematoda, Chromadorea, Rhabditida, Strongylidae.
UUUCAGAGUGUGCAAUCCCGAGUGCAACACAAUACUACGAGAGCACAACAACAGUUGAGCCGAUUUUCCGCCACUUGUAGUCGCGCUCUCGUCCGGCGGCUCCGCUUGGACAGAGCUGUUUUUGUACUAAACAACGGACUGAAGAGAUGAGAUCGGAAAAUCCAUCGCCGGAUUUGCAUCCAGAAUUUGUCGAAUCAUUGCGAGUUCUCUUCGAUAUUCUGGAUACUUCACGCACUGGCAAGAUCAGAUAUGAAAACCUGUGCACGAGGUUUUCCGAGCUUCAUCACACUCUGCCACCGACUUUUCUCAGCUGCGUUGGAAAAGUCGCUCCUGCAAACGGGCUCAUCUCAUUCGAACGAUUCGUGACGGCUGUCAAAUUAUCGCUGAAAGACUCAUUUGAAAUCAACAAUAAUAGCUUAUAUCGCGUGCAAAGCGAGGGAAGGUUAAAUCAGAAUAAUUUUGACAAGCGAAGAAUGCAGGCUCCAGCCAUGGGCGUAAAUGGGCUGGAUCGACGCUCAAUGAUCUAUGGCAGUCAGCCAAGUUUAAGUGAUGGACGGUAUAGUCAAAAUCAUGGAUUGGAAAGAAAUUAUGCUGCUCCACCGUACGUGUCGUUGCCCGCAUGUGCGCCAUUGUAUGCACCGAUGUGCAAUUAUGCGAACGUAUACGAUGCUGGCGAGCCACAUGUCGCGAUGCGACCAAAAAAAGCGAACACAGUCCGAUCACAAAAAGAAGAAUCAAGAAUGAGACAUGCUGUUCCUCCGAGUAAUGUUGUGCCUAGAGUACCUGUAAAUCGUAGUCGACCUCAAAGUACAGCGUCAUACAAUAGUUUAGCCUCAUCUGGACUGGAAAAUAUCGCGUGGCGAAAUUCCAGUUUGUCAACAAGCACUUCCGAUUCGCAACGGAGGCACACCUUAUGCGAAGACGACACCGCCCCAAGAGUGGCAAGUUUUCACUCAUGUCUAUUUCUGUCUCUUACCUGGCACAAAGCCAAAAAAAUAAACGAACAUUUGACCAAUGUAACCAAUGCAACAAGCGAUUUAUUCUGUCAAUACACGCGUCAGGACCACACCGGAGUGCAACUUGAGAUCUCAUCGUCAAAGGGGGUACGACUGGUUUGUAGUAUAUUGCAGUGA